CAAGACAUUGUCAGCUCCUAAAAUAUUUUUAACAAACGAACAAAUAUACCUUCUUGUCAGUUCUUCCCGUUCUUCCUAAUAAAACUCUUCUGACGUUCUUUUAAAGAUGUCAGUUUGAGCGAUGAGAACAAGUUAAGCUGUAAACCCAGUAACCCUCAUGAAUCAAUACCAUAAGUGAAUGCAUUCACAUAGAAAAGUGGACUUUUACCGAGCUCAAUGGCAUCGUCUUCACUCGCCCAAAAAACUUGGGAAAUGGAAAACAACAUGGAAUUUGUUUCGAGUGUUGAUGCCAUAUUUUCUUAUAAUGGACAGGAGCAACAAGAGAUUCUAAGUGCGAAGCCAUGGACCAAGGAUCCACACUAUUUCAAAAACAUCAAAAUCUCCGCAUUGGCUCUGCUUAAAAUGGUGAUGCAUGCAAGAUCUGGAGGAAAUUUGGAAGUGAUGGGUUUGAUGUUGGGGAAGGUUGAUGGUAGCACGAUGAUAGUAAUGGAUUCAUUUGCUCUGCCCGUGGAGGGGACUGAGACACGAGUGAAUGCUCAAGCACAAGCUUAUGAAUAUAUGGCAGCAUACAUAGAAUCUGCGAAGACAGUUGGUCGUCUUGAGAAUGCUAUAGGAUGGUAUCAUAGUCACCCGGGAUAUGGUUGUUGGUUAUCUGGAAUUGAUGUUGGUACUCAGAUGGUCACGCAACAGUUCCAAGAACCAUUUGUUGCAAUUGUGAUUGAUCCAACAAGAACUAUUUCAGCUGGUCGUGUGAACCUUGGUGCAUUCAGAACAUAUCCCAAGGGUUACAAACCACCAGAUGAAGGACCUUCGGAAUAUCAAACUAUUCCUUUGAGCAAAAUUGAAGAUUUUGGAGUUCAUUGCAAACAGUAUUAUUCAUUGGAAGUGUCCUAUUUUAAGUCAUCUUUAGAUAAGCGUUUAUUAGACAUGUUAUGGAAUAAAUACUGGGUCAACACGCUCUCAUCUUGCACGCUUCUUACAAACUCGAACUACACGACACAGCAAAUUUCAGAUCUUUCCGAGAAACUUGAGCAAGCUGAAAAUCAGGUCGGACGAACGCCCGGAUAUCUGCACGGGGGAGAUAGUGAAAAAAGAGAAGAAGGCAAAUUAUCUAAAGCCAGCAAGGACAGCUCGAAGACUACAAUCGAAUCAAUCCACGGACUCAUGUCGCAAGUGAUCAAGAACACUCUAUUCAACCAGGUGAAGUCGACAAAAUUGACAGCCAAGUAGGUCAGACGAGACGUUUUUUUAUUCACGAGAUAAAUAAAUGGACGUGCGUCGCCAUGAUUUAAAUCCUCUUAAGGUUUUUUUUUCUGGACAAGUCCGACAUAUGACAAAUGGUUUGUGAUAAAAACUGAUAAUUCUACAAAGUAUUUUUCGAUAGUGUAAAACUUCCUUACAAUAAUCCUCUCUCUGAACUAUUGAAUGUUUAACGCUCCGAGUGCGAAUUUUCUCGAGAGGAUUUUCGCCUUUUGGGUUGUUUUAAUCAUAAAAAUUUUUCCUAGCGUUUUUGGCCUGCUGCCAUCUCAUAAUACGAUAUAGAUGCCAACAUUGUAAUGCUUAUCUACAGUUCUUUGUGAUCCUCUGUUAA
Xenia sp. Carnegie-2017 is the source of this 1591-nucleotide messenger RNA. Its product is annotated as COP9 signalosome complex subunit 5-like. Bases 217 to 1230 code for a protein of 337 amino acids. Gene Ontology annotation, biological process: protein deneddylation. The record is from RefSeq and is a predicted model, not a curated record. Gene Ontology annotation, cellular component: cytoplasm; COP9 signalosome. Gene Ontology annotation, molecular function: protein binding; metallopeptidase activity; deNEDDylase activity. Lineage: Eukaryota; Metazoa; Cnidaria; Anthozoa; Malacalcyonacea; Xeniidae. The transcript is spliced from 10 exons.